GCCUCAUUUUCCAGGGGCGAGUUCUGCUCAACAGUAAAAAUCAAUGAAUAACGUGAGUCAAUUGUUGAGCUACUAGGACUAAUUUCUUGGAACACGAAGAAAUACGAGUAUAAUGCGAACCAAUCAGAUGAAAAAAUGUCCGUCAAAGUUGCCUCGUCUCCAUCAAUGCUUCGCCGUGAGUCGACGAACGAACGAAAAAAAGACCUAGAGUGGUUGACUUCAUCUCUACGAACGUCGAACAAGUCAUCUUCGGACUGUCAACCGCUUGAGCUCACACAGGACAGCAGGACAACAGUUGGGAAUACGAACAAUGGGAGUGGUAUCCAGCUACAAGGACAACAGCAAUACAAGACUGCGGCGAAGAGCAUCGACGAAUCGCGAAGGUGCAAUUUCUCCUUGCAGUCACGAAGAGAAAAGCGAGGGCAGCCUGGAGCAAGUCGAUAUGGAGACCUGUGAGCAAGAGAGCUUCAACUGAGACCUGCACGGACAUGACCAUCAUCCGCCCUUCAACCCCUUGAAAGUGGGUACAUCAACCUCUCAAAUUUCAAGGUUGAUAGAAAGUAGAUACAACAAUAAUCCUAGUAUACUUGUCAUUUUUCCAAGAUGUUUACGCUGGUAUUCUCUCCUUGUUGACAUUUUUCUUGAUGAAGAAAUAUCAACACAUUGGCUGCACUCUGAAGUUGUUCCACUGUGCAACUAUUGUUGGGUAAAUAUCCGUGUCGACGGAUGUGCAUCAGAUCAUUACGAACAAACACAAAAUCACCACGAUGAAUAUUUACAGUAAGAAGAAACCACUACGCACGAGCAGCUUCCACUGGGUCUGGGUAGUACAUCCUCAUCAUCAAGCUGAAAGCGCUGUGACGUGGUAGUAGUACCGUCACUAUAUAUGUACCAGGGCUCAGGGC
Amoebophrya sp. A25 is the source of this 905-nucleotide messenger RNA. The record is from the annotation of a GenBank genome assembly. NCBI's taxonomy places the organism in Eukaryota, Dinophyceae, Syndiniales, Amoebophryaceae.